Myotis brandtii (Brandt's bat) is the source of this 1806-nucleotide messenger RNA. RefSeq names its product neuroblastoma 1, DAN family BMP antagonist (gene NBL1). Gene Ontology annotation, biological process: animal organ morphogenesis. Bases 31 to 576 code for a protein of 181 amino acids. Lineage: Eukaryota; Metazoa; Chordata; Mammalia; Chiroptera; Vespertilionidae. The record is from RefSeq and is a predicted model, not a curated record. The transcript has 4 exons. Gene Ontology annotation, molecular function: receptor ligand activity; BMP binding.
UCGAUUUCUAGGGCUCUGAAGGCCACGGGCAUGAUGCUUCGGGUUCUGGUGGGGGCCGUCCUCCCCGCCAUGCUGCUGGCCGCCCCACCGCCCAUCAACAAGCUGGCACUGUUUCCGGACAAGAGUGCCUGGUGCGAGGCCAAGAACAUCACCCAGAUCGUGGGCCACAGCGGCUGUGAGGCCAAGUCCAUCCAGAACAGAGCGUGCCUGGGACAGUGCUUCAGCUACAGUGUUCCCAACACCUUCCCGCAGUCCACGGAGUCCCUGGUGCACUGCGACUCCUGCAUGCCAGCCCAGUCCAUGUGGGAGAUUGUGACGCUGGAGUGCCCCGGCCACGAGGAGGUGCCCAGGGUGGACAAGCUGGUGGAGAAGAUCCUGCACUGCAGCUGCCAGGCGUGUGGCAAGGAGCCGAGUCACGAGGGGCUGAGUGUCUACGUGCAGGGCGAGGACGGCCCGGGCUCCCCGCCCGGCACCCAUCCCCACCCCCAUCCUCACCUCCACCCCGGUGGGCAGACCCCUGAGCCCGAGGAACCCCCUGGGGCCCCCCACACCGAGGAGGAGGGGGCUGAGGACUGAGGCCCUUGACUCUUCCUCCCCGCUUGUCCCCCGUGGAAUGCUGGGAGAAGUGUGUGGGGAGAGGCUGAAGCCCCCCUUUGGCACUGGAUGGACUUGGAUUCAGACUUGGACUUGGAAUGCUUCCCGGUUGCCAUGGAGAUCUGAAGGGAGGGGCUGGAGCCAAGCUGCACAAUUUAAUAUAUUCAAGAGUGGGGGGAGGACUCUUCUUCGGAGGGGGGUUCUCUUCCUUUCUGCCUCCUGGAGAUGUGCCCCUGGGAGGGGGAGAGAGUUGGCUAAGCUGCUGAGGUGGGGGUGAGGCCAUGCAGAUGGCAGGAGCCAGGCUAAGGCCCGUGUGGCCUCUGGCAGGGCAGGGCCCUUGGGGACAAGGGUGGAGCUGGGCCCUGAGCGGAGGGUGGGUCUCUUGCCGCAGUGGCCCUGAAGGAGGGGCUGGGUCUGGGCGGGGAAGGCCACGGCAGAAGCAGGGAGCUCCAGCCCCACCGGCUUCCCCAGGGCCUCCCACCCACUCCCGUGCCCAGGGCAGCUUCUCCCCGUGCACUGAAGUGGCUCUCCCCCCAUGGCUGGGAGUCAGGCCUGGGCAGGACCCUGCUGACUCAUGGCCCUGGAGUCAGGGCCAGGCUCUUUGGGCCUCUGGCUUUCUUGGCUUUCCAGGGGUCGGAGGGAGGCAGGGAGGCGGCUUCCCAGGCCAGGGGGUGGGAGUGACCCCCAGCCUGUCAGCAGAAGAGCAUCCCUCCCUCCUUUUCUCUGAGAUCUUUGUGCCUCCACUGCCCCUAAGUUCUAGAGCCCUCAGAAAGCUGAUGAGACAGCCUCACCCUGUUGGGGGAACUCUUUCUAAAGCCCUGGUGGUGGGGAGGGGUCUCCCUUACUCAGAUUCCAAGGAGGGACCUGGGUGGGAUGGACUGUGGCUGGGCCUCAGGGGCGAGGGCUCUUGUGGGCAGUGUUCACUGUGGCUCAGCUGCCUGAUCCCAGCGGCCUCCCCCCUCCCGCUGCACUUUAACCCUAGAGGAGGUGCGGGAUCCGACCGGGGCAGGCAGGCGGGCAGGGAAGAACUGCCUGUGUCCGCUCUUCUGUCCCCAGCUCUCCUGUCCCCAGCAGCUUCCAGCCCCUCCGGCCCCCUGUCUGAGGGCACCCUGCUCCUCAUGGCUGUUCUGACAAGAGCUUCUGGAGCUUGUAACCAGUAGAGUGUCCCCCGACGGACCCUGAGUGUUCUCAGGAAUAAAUUCGUUCAACGCC